Molecule: messenger RNA, 4057 nt
Organism: Phacochoerus africanus (Common warthog)
Lineage: Eukaryota; Metazoa; Chordata; Mammalia; Artiodactyla; Suidae
Gene: IRF4
Product: interferon regulatory factor 4
Exons: 8
Coding region: 1292-2647 (451 amino acids)
Biological process (GO): regulation of transcription by RNA polymerase II; immune system process
Cellular component (GO): nucleus
Molecular function (GO): RNA polymerase II cis-regulatory region sequence-specific DNA binding; protein binding; DNA-binding transcription factor activity, RNA polymerase II-specific
Source: RefSeq, a predicted model, not a curated record
CUUGGGAGGCUUAGUUUCACUGCGUGAACUUGGGGCUCACCGCUGCCCUCAGCUCCAGGUUCGGGGCGAGGUAAGACCUGGGGCGGGCGGGAGCACGGCUGCGAGGCGGGCAGCAGAGCGAAGCCGGCGCCAUGCCAGCGGUCCCAGGGUCCACCUGGAGGGCAGCGCAGGGGACCCCAGUUUCGAGCUGGGAGGGACCUCAACGCCCACCCCAUCUGGCCUUGGCCGGGGACUCCCGCGGCCCCACCAUCCGGGGAGGCCACGCGCUGGACCAGGUGGGAUAAUGAGGCCGUCCAGGCUCAAGAGUGGCCGAGGCGAGGCCAUCGAAGGGACCCACACGGGGCGGCAGGCUUUCCCCGCGGGGUCCGGUUCCUCACUCGAGAGGCGGCCGCUCUCCUGGUUCUUGAGGGGCUGCAAGCUCAGCGCCCUCCAGCUCAUGGCUCCCCGGCUGGUGGUGAAAGAGGAGGCCCUCCAAAUUUCCGCCACUCGGGGCCCUGCACUCCGCAGCCUCCGUCCCUUCGCUCCCCGACCCCUGGCACCCUGCCCGCCUCCGCUCUCCCUCCCCCGCCUCUGGGCCCGGCUGACGCUCGCUUGGCGCGGGGAUCUCCCGCUAGGAAGCUGCGCACCUCAGCUAAAGCUAGGUCCCUACCACUCUGCGGCACCUGGGACCCGCUUAAUCUUUUCUAGCUGCCUGUGGCUCAGGGGUGUUCUUGGGGCACAGAGUGCGGGUUCGGGAGAAAGCCGCGGGAGGGGUCGCUGAGUGCUGCGCAACUGAAAUGCCCAGGCCGCAGGUGCGCCCGCGUGUCUCGCACGCGGGGGCCACCGAGGGAGUGGGAAGUUGGGGGUGGACCAGAGUGGAAACCGACAAUGAAGGGGGAAAGGGACUGGCCAUGGCUUGAGAAUGGGCAGCGGGGCGAGAACUAGGAGUCUCCAAAGGGAAUGUCACGCGUGGUGGCGGCAGGAUCGGGGAAUGUGCUCGAAGGGUAGAGCCGUGCGUCGGGGCAGCGCUUGGCCUGCGGGGCGCUUAGCCAAACGGAGAGGCCAGAAAGCGGGGUAAGAGGACGGACUCCGGGGAGGCGGCAGGACUGCACGCGCGCCCGGAGCACGAGCCCGGCCAGCUGAGAAGGUGCCUUCUCUCCCGGCCUUCGGCGACACUGACUCAGUGGCGCUCCUCGGAGACUCCCUGGCCUCGUGGUCAUUGCCGGAGGGCGUCCCUCCUCUCCUCGGCAGCGCAGAGCGAGUGCAGGAGGCGGAUCCUGGACUGUGAACUGACGCGCGGCGCACAUCGGCCAUGAACCUGGAGGGCAGCGGCCGAGGCGGAGAGUUCGGCAUGAGCUCCGUGAGCUGCGGCAACGGGAAGCUCCGCCAGUGGCUCAUCGACCAGAUCGACAGCGGCAAGUACCCGGGGCUGGUGUGGGAGAACGAGGAGAAAAGCAUCUUCCGCAUCCCCUGGAAGCACGCGGGCAAGCAGGACUACAACCGCGAGGAGGACGCCGCCCUCUUCAAGGCUUGGGCGCUAUUUAAAGGAAAGUUCCGAGAAGGCAUCGACAAGCCAGACCCUCCCACCUGGAAGACGCGCUUACGCUGUGCUCUGAACAAGAGCAACGACUUUGAGGAGCUGGUGGAGAGGAGCCAGCUGGACAUCUCGGACCCCUACAAAGUGUACAGGAUCGUCCCCGAGGGGGCCAAGAAAGGAGCCAAGCAGCUGACCCUGGAGGACCCACAGAUGCCCAUGAGCCACCCCUACGGCAUGCCAGCCCCUUACACCUCACUCCCAGCUCAGCAGGUUCACAACUAUAUGAUUCCGCCCCACGACCGAGGAUGGAGGGAGUUCGUCCCUGAUCAGCCACACCCGGAGAUCCCAUACCAGUGUCCUGUGACCUUUGGACCCCGCAGCCACCACUGGCAAGGCCCGGCCUGUGAAAAUGGUUGCCAGGUGACAGGAACCUUUUAUGCUUGUGCCCCGCCUGAGUCCCAGGCCCCCGGAAUCCCCAUAGAGCCAAGCAUAAGGUCUGCCGAAGCCUUGGCCCUCUCAGACUGCCGGCUCCACAUCUGCCUGUACUACCGGGAAAUCCUGGUGAAAGAGCUGACCACGUCCAGCCCCGAAGGCUGCCGGAUCUCCCAUGGCCACACCUACGAUGCCAGCAGCCUGGACCAGGUCGUUUUUCCCUACCCAGAGGACAGCGGCCAGAGGAAGAACAUUGAGAAGCUGCUGAGCCAUCUGGAAAGGGGCGUGGUCCUCUGGAUGGCCCCCGAUGGGCUUUAUGCCAAGAGACUUUGCCAGAGCAGGAUCUACUGGGACGGGCCCCUGGCGCUGUGCAGUGACCGGCCCAACAAGCUGGAGAGAGAGCAGACCUGCAAGCUGUUUGACACACAGCAGUUCUUAUCAGAGCUCCAGGCAUUUGCUCACCACGGCCGGCCCCUGCCAAGGUUCCAGGUGACUCUGUGCUUCGGGGAAGAGUUUCCGGACCCCCAGAGGCAACGGAAGCUCAUCACUGCUCACGUCGAACCUCUCCUAGCCAGGCAGCUGUACUAUUUUGCUCAGCAGAACAGUGGACACUUCCUGAGGGGCUACGAUCUACCCGAGCACGUGGGCAGCCCGGAGGAUUUCCACAGGUCCAUGCGCCACUCCUCCAUUCAAGAGUGAACCUCCAGGCCGGAGAGGCCGUCGCCUUGUAAAUGCCCGACUCUGAGAACAGCGGGUUGAGCCCCCAGUUUUUCUUUCGAGGGACGUGGAGACUGGGGCUUCGCUUCCACACUUGCGGACAAUGUGUGUGGACACUCUUCUCCCCCGAAUUGACAGACACGCUUUUUCCAAAAGCAAAGAUGGCAUUCGAGGUCUUCUGCAAACACCACACCGAUGAUAAUGUGAAAAGCUCACCCAAGUGUCUUUAUGUUUACCGAAGUGCUGUCUCCAAUCGGACACGGACUCUCCUCCUGGAGCCCAGAGAGAGCCUGCACCCGUCACCCCGACGACAGCAUGAGAGCUCCAGGUGCUGUGUUUCUCAGGGAAGUCAAGGUCUGAGGCUGUUUUGCCCCCAGAAGAGACAUGCUGAUACCUCUUCGCUGUGUUCUGCAAAGCCUGCCCAGAGCAGGGCACAUGCUCUGCUGCGGGUGGGCCAUGCCUCGGAGCCCAGAAGCCGGAUGGAGAGACUCUGUUGCUUUCUUGAGCCAAAAAGCAGUAGGGCCCCCUGAGUAGUGCAUUUUGUCCUGUGCUGACUGGUUAAGACAUUUCUUGUUUGUCUUUUUGUAUCUCUUCCUAUAGACAUUGUUGCUGAAACUUUUUUCUUAAAGACAAAGAAAACCACCCAGACCAACAAGCCAAGGUUUGGAACUUGGUGGAGGUUCCCUCCUGCCCUGCUUGUUUUGUUUGGAGGCCGGUUCUCCAUGACAACCCCAAGAGGAGGAGCCAGAGCUUGUCAAAGUGGUGACCUCUGUAGGAAAGAUAGGACAGGGCCUCAGGGAUUGUGUAACUGCAGACUCAGUGGGCUGUUUCUGCUUAUUUUGUAUAUUAUAUGCUUCCUCAUGCCAGUAACAGUUUGACAGGGCCUUAAAAUUCCUGGGCUUUUUCCAAAUCCAUCUUUUUAUAGAACCACUGAGAUCUCCACUUGCUUAAGUAAACUUGCACUUAUGUUCCUUUUGGAAACAUACAGGUGUCUAGGCUGUGAUGGAGCAGCUGAUACUUUUUUCCCGCUAGGAAGUAACUGCCAUUACUUUUAAGCUCAGCAAUAGACUUGUUCUCAAAUAUUCUAUUCUAAUAUUUUUAAAUUCAUUUAACAAACUGUAUCCCUUGCAUUAGAGAGAUUACAGCUUUUAUGCAGUUUAGUCAGCAACGAAAUCUUGGAAUGUCAUUUCUUUCUUGUUUGGGGGAGGUUUUUAGCAAUAAAAAAACACAUAUUGACCUCACAGAAUGUCAACAGUAGAAAAGGGCAACAAAUAAAGCGAAUCUUCCCCUUUUCCAGCCCAAAUCCUUGUCCCUAGAAGUGUCCCCAGGAGGAGCUUAGGUCUUCCAACAUGUUUCACUUUUCUAUAAAUAUACACAGCCCUGAAAACCUCA